This is a messenger RNA of Closterium sp. NIES-65, 846 nucleotides long. The record is from the annotation of a GenBank genome assembly. NCBI's taxonomy places the organism in Eukaryota, Viridiplantae, Streptophyta, Zygnematophyceae, Desmidiales, Closteriaceae.
AUGCGUGGUUUUCCCAAGGGGGGAAGGUCGAGGUGCCGCGCGCUUUUAGGGUUGGCCUUCGCAGCCUCAUCUCCCCUCGCCCCCCUCUCUCCCCCCGCCCCCCUCGCUCCCCCCGCCCCCUCUCUCCCCCCGCCCCCCUCGCUCCCCCCGCCCCCUCUUUCCCCCCGCCCCCCUCUCCCCCCCCGCCUCUCUCCCCUCUCUCCCCCCGCCCCCCUCGCUCCCCUCCCUCCCCUCUCUCCCCUCGCUGCCCUCACUUCCCUUGUUCCCUUCCCUGUCUUCUCCUGCCAUUCUCUCUGUGUGCCCGCACGGUCCCUCCGCUCCUCCUCGCUGUUUCCACUCCGUCCUCUCCCUUUCCCCCUACCUCGUCCUCUCCUUAGUUUCCCCUAUCUCCACUGCCCUCUCUCCAUUGCGCUCUCUCCUCCCCUCCACUCACUCCUCCCCUCCAUUCUCCCUUCCCUCCAGGCGUGCGAUUUCGCAUUCAACAACUCGCUGGGCUUCGUGCCGCUCUACGCGCUCUCUGUCAUGCAGCCAGACGUGCCCUUCACCCAGGGGAUCCUGCACAGCAAGCGAUCGGCGCCGGCGAUCUCAGGAAAGCUCAAGCCGAAGUGUAAAGCUGUGAGUGUCUGGAAGUUCAAAGCGCUCAAGUGUCCUCCAAUCUCAGUGAUACCACCUUCCAGCUCAUCGUCUCCAAGCAUUCGCUUUGCAGCUAAAGGACAAGUGUCUGGAAAUGGGUACAGCGGAGCGUGCUUCACCAUGAGCUUCUCGCAAUUGUUGGUGAAGCUAGGGAGCGGCCCCAAGGGUAUACUUAAGUUGGCAUCAGGGGAUGGCAAUACACAGUUUCCUGAG